Molecule: messenger RNA, 3795 nt
Organism: Linnemannia hyalina
Lineage: Eukaryota; Fungi; Mortierellomycota; Mortierellomycetes; Mortierellales; Mortierellaceae
Source: the annotation of a GenBank genome assembly
AUGAACAGGAACAGAACCAGCUCUAUCCCACAGCCCGGCCUAGCAAGAUCACCACCACGGCCGGUCUACAACGACUCGUUUAACCAGCCCGACGAGCCUUUUGAGUGCGACCUCUCUGCUAUCUAUCCCCAGAAUGACGAUGACCUGUCUAUAUCGGACACCGAGGACUACCAGGACGACUCUAUGUGCUCUUCAUCCUUCCAGGAGACCACCGGCCAUCAUGACGCCUAUCGCCAACCCACACACGCCCACACUCACACCCAUACCAACACCAGCAGUAGCCAUAAUCACAGCCAGCCUCAAAAUCAUCCUCAGGACGCCCUUCACUCCAGAUAUCUCGAAGUCGAGUCGGCAUCAUGGACAGGCGCACAUCAGGACGAAGAGGUCCCAGAAGGUGGUGACUUUGAAGACGAAGAAGAAGAAGAAGAAGAGGACGACCAGUUCUUGGGCGGUGGUCGCGCAAGACUCUCAACGAUUGCCGAGCUCUCCGAACUGCCAUCUAUCAACCUCAACCACAAUCAUCACAACAACCUUCGCUCACAUUAUAACCACAACAAUCCACACCGGACACCCUCAGCUCUCGCUACCACCCACAACACCUCCUCUUCCAACAACAACAACAACACGACAGCAACAGGUGCAGCUUCUAACUCUCGCCGCCUCGAACCAGCACAAUCCGGUCAUCUGGUAAUAUCAAGAGACCUAGUUCUUGAGGACUUGUUUGUUGAAGGUCAAGAGGAGGCAGAGAAUGCCGAGGAAGAGGUUCGUCAGCAACUCAUGGCUAACCUUAAGCCAACCGACAUUCUUGGCCCUCUCCACGAAACUCGCGACUUCCAGCUCUCAUCUCUCACUGGCCCUGGCCGACAGUGGGAACGACAGGAUCAGCAUGUUCCCCAGGAUGAAGAAGAGCACCCAGACGACCAGGAUAUGGAAGACGAUGACGAGGACAAGAACUCGCAGCACGACAGCUUUGUCCGUGAGGACGGCGAGUCCGACCUGUCAUCGACCGCCUUGGCACUCAAACGUGAGUACGAGGCCCUCUUUGGGUCCAAGGGAGCUGUUGACAGCGAACGCUCCGGUAGCGAUGCCAAUGGACUCUUAGGUUACGACAACUCGGACGACCUCUACCCCCGCGGCGACGAUGAUGAAGAUGACGAUGACGACUUUUUCGGCGAUGAGGAUGACGAGGAUGACGAGGCCGAGGAAGAGUUCUAUGCCAUGCUCGACCUCAACGGCGGUGUUGGUAACAUGAUCCUCGGAAACAACAUCCCACGGAAGCCACGCGCGCUAGCUCCUCCUCCCGGCUCUCGACUGCCCGUCCCUGGAUCGGCUAACAAAGAAAAAGUACCCUUGGCUCUUCAGUCCAAGAUCGUCAGUCGUGUCCCUGUAGUACGGAGUCCUUUGUCCUCUGCUUCAGCAUCACCAUCACCAUCCCCAGCGCCUUCUUCCCCAGCUCCUGUUCAGUCUGUCUCACGCAUCGUCCCACCCUCAACUGGACUCCGCCCACCCCAGGUUGCUGCCAAACGUGGACCCGAGUCAAUGUCCAGUUUGCCCACCCCUUCUACUUCAGCAACUACCCCAAAACCUACAACCCAGUCAACACAACAACCUUCAAAUACAACUGUCAGCAUUCUGGACGGUCUUUGGAAGGAGCAAGAGUACGACUCGCAACCGGAGGAGAGCCCUGGCGCCAUAUUUGCUGCCAAGGUCGCUAAGGAGUUGAUGAAGGAGAAGCAGGAAAGUCUAUUGGCUGCUCAGGCCGCUCCUCGCACUUCGCUGCUCAAACCUCGACUGAAGCUCCCCUCUGCGAGGAGCACUGUCGUCAUGCCUGAAGGCGAUGUUGAGCGACUGACCAACAUGCUCAAGAUCGAGGAGGCGCCUGCCGCCGCCAGAACUCCCACCACGACAUCCGUAACACAUCAGCAGUCGAUGCUCGUCGCCCCAACGCCAGUCUCCAAGCUGGUCCGACCAUCGAUUGUUCCUCCCAGAGUUCGUAGUGUGGCCAGCCCUAUUCCACCCAGAAGCUUGACCGCUUCUCCUGUGAGAGCUCCAUCCAAGUCGCCUAUUCCCCCUAGUUCCUCGGGAAGCUCGCCUCGCUCAGUGGCAACCUAUACCAAGUCAAGAGCUGAGGCGCCAGCGUCGGGACAAAGAUCAGGAACAGUGACACCGAAGAAUCCUAGCAAGGCUGCUAGCUUUGUCAAGGAGGCUUCGAUGGAUGAGUCUGUGGAGCAGCAGGAAAGGCCACAGGAGCUCGCUCGUCGUCAGUCUGCUGAGCGCAAGCGCCAUCUUCAACGAGAGCUGGAGCUCAUUGAGGCAGAGGAAGCAGAGGAAGCAGCUGCUGCUGCUGAGGCAGAGGAGAAGAUUGCUACACCCCGAAAGCUGUCUGUCCGCACCUCCUCGGAGCCGGCUGAAAACAGGAGAUCCAAGGAUUUGCAGCAGUCUCUUCACCGGAGAUCGAGUGAGCGCGAAAGAGAACGUGGAAGUGUCCCUACUUCUCCUCUCUCGCCCUUGUCACCUCUCCGUUCUGGAGGAAUCUCUUCCAAGCGCUCAUCACUCUAUGAUAUGAAUGGCGAGCGCAAGGUUCCUUCAUUGGAAGAGUCUUGUAAGCAGUUGGCCAAGAUCCGGCAGGAUAUUGUUGAGCUUCGGGAGGAGAUCUACCAGGACCAGCCUGGCACCUCCUUCCCUUCGCCCACAUCAGCAGGACCACGUGCUUCCACCGCCGGCAAGCGACCAUCUGGACGGGAUCGGGAUCGUGACCGUGAGACACACUCGAGACACAACUCGUUGGAGAACAAGCCUCAGAAUGGCACUGGUGGUAGGGAGACUCGUCCUCAGCUCAGCAGAAGCGAUUCUCAUAACAGCGCGCCUAGCAGCCCUGAGGUCAAGGUCAGCACGCGCCGACACUUUUUCGGCGACAUCCUCGGAAAGCUGAGCCGCAAUAGCUUGCACGUUUCGACCUCUGGACCUGCACCCAGUUCAGCAUCGACCGGCCAGCAGCAGUCAAAGACCUCGCCUACCUUCCGCAAAAGCCAGGCCUCUGGUUCUCAAUCUUACCCCAUCAAACCCAUGUCGCGGUCUAUGAUCGAUUCCGAGCAACCCGCCACUACUGUCCCCCGCACACCUACAACUGCAUAUCCUGGAGGCCGUUCGUCAACAACUUACCGCCACUCUACACACCAGCCCAUGUCACCUGUGGCGUCGCGGGACAAGCAAAUGGGAUAUGAGGAUCGGUACCACAGUGGUAGCAGUGGUCAAAGCACCGAGUUUUAUGACGAGCCUGCUUACCAUGACCAGUACCACUAUCCCGCCUCUGCUAACAAUAACCCCUACAAGCAGCCCCAGUCUUCCAUGAGUGCCAGUCAUCGCGCUCGUCAGCAACAGCAGCAACAGCAGCGUCAACUCGGAUCCAACCAAACGAGCCACCACUUCCGACAGGCGCAUGAUGGCAGCUUAAUUCUCUCAGAUUCACCACCCUUCACAUCAGCAAUGACUGAUGGCAUGGAGUUUGGCUCCGCCGGAUGCCCAGCCCAGAUCCGCCCCAAGGAGCUCCGGUUCUCGAACAGCGUUGCCGGCGAGAUCCAGUCGACUGUGACGCUUUCGAACCGGUCGAACCGCACGAUGCACUAUGAGAUCUUGCGACCUGCAGGAAUCAGCGUCUCGCCCAGCUUUGGAAUGAUCCAACCGGGGCGUGACCAGAGGCUGACGGUUCACUUGGCCGAGAACCGUGGACCUGGCAGAGUUGUUGUUGAAUUCGACGGCGAGUGGCUUGUUCCUUUUGGCGUCUCCUUCGACUAA